ACGCAGGGCGCGUGGUCGCGAGCCGACGGCAUCGAUCGCCACUCCGCUCUCCCUCGCCGGGGAAAGACUAAACAUGGCGGCGGCGUCCGCUUCGACGGGCCUGGCUGGAGGCCGAGCGCCGCGGCGGACGGCAGGGAACCGGCUCUCGGGGCUGCUCGAAGCGGAGGAAGAGGACGAGUUUUAUAAGACGACGUACGGGGGCUUCACGGAGGAAUCUGGUGAUGACGAGUACAAAGGCGACCAGUCGGACAGUGACGACGAAGUAGAUUCCGACUUUGAUAUUGACGAGGGAGAUGAGCCCAGCAGCGAUCAGGAUGACAACGAGCCCAAGAGGAAGCGGAGGGUUGUCACCAAAGCCUACAAGGAGCCCAUCAAGAGCCUGAGGCCCAAGAAGGCAGAUGCGCCUGUAAGCAGCUCCCAGAAAGUGAGAGAGGAAAGGCUGGCCCCAGCCGAGCUCCAGGAUGACCUCGGAGACAGCCGCAAACACAUGCGCCAGUCGACGACCGAACACACGCGACAGACGUUCCUGCGCCUGCAGGAGCGCCAGGUGCAGUCGAAACGCAAAAAGGGGGCGGUCCCCAGCUACGACCGGCCCCUGACCCAGGAGGAACUGCUGGAAGAGGCCAAGAUCACAGAGGAGCUCAACCUGCGCUCUUUGGAGACGUACGAGCGCUUGGAAGCAGACAAGAAGAGGCAGGUGCAGAAGAAGAGGAAAUGUGUGGGGCCCACCAUCCGCUACUACUCAGGGACCAUGCCCCUCGUCUCUGACCUCGGCUUCAAGGAAGAGAAUGUGGACGUUGAGGGUUUGGACCAGGACAUGCAGCCCCCACCCCUGGAGGCCCCGCCAGCAGCUUCCGCCUCGGCCGCCAAAUGUUCGCGGACCUUCAUCACUUUCAGCGACGACGAGACUUUCGAGCGCGUCUUCCCGAAGUCUCGGGCCCCCAAGCUGCCUGUGAAGGAGGUCUGCCCCGUCACCCACAAGGCCGCCAUCUACCGCGACCCCAUCACCGACAUCCCGUACUCCAACAUACGGGCCUUCAAGAUCAUCCGCGAGGCCUACAAGAAGUACAUCACAGCCCAUGGCCUGCCCAACGCUGCCGCAGCCGCCCUCGGGGCAGGGCCUCCCAUGGCCGACUCCAAUGUCCGAGCCACCAGACAGAAGAUCAUCAUCAAGCAAAGCGUUCCGAAUACGUAGGGCAUGGGACCUUCCUUGCUGACUCCCCGUCCCUGUUUCCGCAAAACAGCUGUUUCUAUUAUUACAGCAAACACGAGAAAAUAAAUAGGCAUGGAAGUAAGAACUGGCCUUCAAGGGAGAAACAGAGCCUGGUUAUAAGGUCAUUGUAAGAGUUUCUCAAAUCUUCCAGUUUUGUUCUGCUCCCUUCUGUUCAAAAACCAUUAGAACAAAGAUAAUCUCUGGUCAUAAUUCCUUUUCCAGUAAUGUAGUCAUUUUCAGAACGUCUGUCGGCAAGAGACCGUCUUGUUUCCGGCGUUUGGCAAGCCAGAUUUUCCCCGAGAUUCACAAAUCAGCUGCUAACCACCUCCAAUUUUAUUUGCACCACAACGGCCUCGUGUUGAAAUGCCUGAUUUGAUUGCCUCUGUGUUUGCGAUCCGUUCUUAUCAUACUACCACCAGUAAUGUUUAUAGACAGCUUAUGAUGCAAAAUCCAUGAGUAGCUUACACAGUACGUUAAUUCAGAGAGAAAAAAUGCAUAUACAGCAUUUAAAACCAAAAAUACAAAGAAAUGUAUCAGUAAAAAAUGGAGAAGCCAUCAAUGAAACAUUCCUUUAAAUAUCAAUAACUAAUAUAAACAGAAAUGCCUGCUUAAAAAGAUGGGUGUUGAAUGCUUGCCAUUGUUUCUGCCUCAGGAACAGCACAUAGAAGGGAGCCUGACCAUUGGCCGGGUUGACUGGGGCAAAGGAGAGUCCAAACAGCAGCUGAAGCGCCACAGGUUUCCCAUCCCAGGUUUCAAAGAUAAACCCGGCAAUGGGAUUUGGGCAAGGCUCUCAGACCAGGCAACCAAGGCAUUUUAAUCAAAAUGUCUCCUUUAAAAAAACCAACCACCAUCGCCCCACAUUUUUGGCACAAAGGUCGAUGCCAAACUUCUAUUGACUGCUCACAGGUCGAAAAGCGCCCACUAUUCCUAGCUAAUUUGUUUUGGCUGCCUGUCCAAACGGUGGCCGUUACGCAUCCAGCAAGCCAUAGAACAGGUCUGCGUCCCAGUGGGGCCACCUUUGUGUGUUGCCACUGGUGUUAAGUCCCUGUUCAGCUUCGCUGGGGAGUUCCCAUUGGGAAACUCGUAAGCGCAGCCGAUUGCAGCGGGGCUUGCUAUCAGAGAGCCCUUUCAGAGGAGCAGCCUGUAUUUCCUUUGUAGCUGCAUCCUUCUCCGCCGUUGCUUAUGAACUCAGGCGCCUUGCGGGUCAAAGGGUGGACACCUGACCAACUGAGGCCCAUGCCUGCUGCAGGAGAGGGGAAGGUUUUGUGGAGGCCUUUCCACGAGGGCCAGAAGGUUGUUUUCCUUUGCAAAUUGGGGGAGGGAAAGCUAUUUUUGUUGGGUCGAAGAAAAAUGAUUCAAGUCUGACUGGAUGGUCAAACAGAGGCUGAGCGUCUGAGCAGGACACAGGCAUGUGGGAACAUGAGUCUGCAGCCAGUGAACAAGAGCUGUUAGCGGGACAAAGUCGUGGAUUUUUUUAUUAACUAAAAAAAUACUAUCAUUUUUUUUAACAGUUUCAACAACCUGUAGAACAUUUCUCUGAAAAUAAAUGGUUUUAAUGUGA
Messenger RNA from Podarcis muralis (Common wall lizard), 2774 nucleotides. RefSeq names its product vacuolar protein sorting 72 homolog (gene VPS72). Gene Ontology annotation, cellular component: nucleus. The record is from RefSeq and is a predicted model, not a curated record. Lineage: Eukaryota; Metazoa; Chordata; Lepidosauria; Squamata; Lacertidae.